AUGUUAAAAGACAAAAUAGACCAGCCUCCCAGUCCCUACACUGGCCUGGAGACCCAGGAUGGCUAUUUUUCCCACCGUCCAAAAGAGAAAACGCGAACAGACAGCAAUAAUGAAAACUCUGUUCCCAAGGACUUUGAAAAUGUUGAUAACAGUAACUUUGCUCCCAGGACUCAGAGGCAAAAGCACCAGCCUGAGCUGGUGAAGAAGCCCCUUAGCAAGCAGAAGGAGCACUUGAAACGGAAACUAGAGCAAGAAGAAAAGGUAAAGGAGAAUUCAUUGCUGGGAAAGAGCUCCAAUGAAGUAGUGCACUUCAGUGACCAUGCUGUAAAGAACAGUAGUAGCAGCAACUUGAAGGAAAUUCACAGGUCUCCCAGACAGCACCAUAUAAAAAAGAAUGGGAACAGCUCACCUGAAAUAAAGUAUGACCAAGAGCCAAGAUGUGAGAUCUCGGGCAAGGAGGCAAUCUCAGCUCUGUCCCGAUCCAAGUCAAAGCAGUGUCGGCAGGAGAUUGCAGAGAUAUACUGUCAACACAAGCAAGGGAAGCUGAUGCCAGAGAUGGUUACACGGCUUUGUCCCCUGGAGGGAAAAGUCAACAACAAUGUACAAUGGGAUGAGGACUCCAUAGAAUACAUGCCAGCCAACCCAGUCAGGAUCGCAUUUGUCUUGGUUGUUCAUGGCAGAGCUUCCCGGCAGCUCCAACGCAUGUUUAAGGCUAUUUACCAUAAAGACCAUUUUUAUUACAUUCAUGUUGACAAGCGAUCCAAUUACUUAUACCGACAAGUGCUCCAGUUUGCUAGCCAGUACCCGAAUGUGAGAGUCACUUCUUGGCGAAUGGCAACUAUCUGGGGAGGAGCAAGUCUUCUGUCCACCUACCUACAGAGUAUGAGGGAUUUAGUGGAGAUGAAUGACUGGCCGUGGGAUUUCUUCAUUAACCUUAGUGCUGCCGACUACCCAAUCAGGACAAAUGACCAGCUGGUAGCAUUCCUAUCCAGAUAUCGAGAUAUGAACUUCUUGAAGUCACAUGGGAGGGAUAAUGCAAGGUUUAUUAGAAAACAGGGUCUGGAUAGGCUUUUCCUGGAAUGUGAUACUCACAUGUGGCGCCUUGGAGACCGGAAAAUCCCAGAAGGAAUCACUGUAGAUGGAGGAUCAGACUGGUUCCUACUGAACAGGAAGUUUGUAGAGUAUGUCAUUUUCUCCGAUGAUGAUCUGGUGACGAAGAUGAAGAGGUUUUACUCUUACACAUUGCUUCCUGCUGAGUCUUUCUUUCAUACUGUCCUGGAAAAUAGCCCUUACUGUGAUUCCAUGGUGGACAACAACUUGCGGAUCACUAACUGGAACCGUAAACUGGGCUGCAAAUGUCAGUACAAGCACAUUGUGGACUGGUGUGGCUGUUCACCUAAUGAUUUCAAACCUGCAGACUUCCACAGAUUCCAGCAGACUGCCAGGCCAACGUUCUUUGCCCGCAAAUUUGAAGCUGUGGUGAAUCAAGAAAUAAUUGGCCAAUUGGAUUAUUAUUUGUAUGGCAACUAUCCAUCUGGCACACCAGGCCUCCGGUCGUACUGGGAGAAUGUGUAUGAUGAGCCUGAUGGUAUUCACAGCAUCAGUGACAUUACGCUGACCAUGUACCACUCAUUUUCCCGCCUGGGCCUAAGGAGAGCUGAGACUUCAUUUCACACUGAUGGAGACAACAGCUGCCGGUAUUAUCCUAUGGGCCAUCCAGUUUCUGUCCAUCUCUACUUCCUUGCUGACCGUUUUCAGGGCUUCCUAAUCAAACAUCAUGCAACCAAUCUGGCUGUCAGUAAACUAGAAACUUUGGAAACUUGGGUGAUGCCGAAGAAAGUGUUUAAAAUUGCCAGUCCACCGAGUGAUUUUGGAAGGCUGCAGUUCUCAGAGAUUGGCACUGAGUGGGAUGCCAAGGAAAGAGUAUUUCGGAACUUCGGAGGACUUAUUGGGCCAAUGGACGAGCCCAUUGGCAUGCAGAAGUGGGGGAAAGGCCCAAAUGUCACAGUUACUGUGAUCUGGGUGGAUCCAGUCAAUGUCAUCGCAGCUACGUAUGAUAUUCUUAUAGAAUCUAGCGCAGAAUUUACUCACUACAAACCACCAUUGAAUUUACCACUACGGCCUGGAGUCUGGACAAUUAAAAUUCUGCACCACUGGGUUCCUGUAGCUGAAACCAAAUUCCUUGUUUCUCCUCUGACAUUCUCCAACAGGCAGCCUAUCAAGCAAGAGGAAACCAUGAAGUUGCACAGUGGACCUCCUAAGAACGCAUAUAUGGAACAGAGUUUCCAAGGCUUGAAUCCAGUUUUAAAUAUCCCGGUCAGUGCAGGUCAAGUGGACCAGGCCAAAAAGAACGCAGCACUCUUAGGCGCCAAGCUGGAGAACUGGGUUGACACCUUGGCCAGCAGCAUGUGGUCAGCAGUGGAUAUCUGUAGCACAGGCCCAACUUCCUGUCCUGUUAUGCAGGCUUGCAGUCAGACAGCAUGGAGCUCACUUAGCCCAGACCCCAAGUCCGAGCUUGGCCCCAUGAAACCUGAUGGGCGUCUGAGACCUGCCAGGGUUCAUGAAGGAUAGUUCUAAGAUUGCAGAGUUCAUCUGGAAGGUUGUAGUGAAUGAGACAUGGAGAUUUUCUGCUAAAGCCCUGAAUUGAACAUGGAGAGCAAUGCUGUGCCUCAGUUUUCCUUUUAUAUUACUGACAAGCAUUACCCUUGUUUGUGUUCCAUUAUUUACUUUCCAGCAGGCUCCAGGUGUUUUAAACAUGGAUGUGAUACAUCGUUUGAAUCUGAGUUUUCAACAGUGGUGGUGGGGGGGAUACCCAUUUAAUUUCUAAGGACUUUAAAAAAUAUUUUAUAUGCAAAUUCACUCUGACAAACUUUACAUAAAACAUGCACUUUUUUGUAGUCUUUGGAGUGCACCAUACUGAGAAACUUCAAGGAGCCUUUUAAUUAUAAAUUGCCCUAUUAAUAUAAUAAAGGAAGGUGUCUGUUUACCCUUCUGUGUGCACAUAUAACUUUCAUUACUGCUAAUGAGAGUUAAGCUUCCACAUCGGGGGGGGGGGGCAGGAACAAACCCUCAAAUCUUUUCAUAACCACAUAUCACAAAAAAGGUUGAACUCCCUUUUAAGUAAGGAUGGCAAAAUGACCAUAAAACAGACUUCCCAGUAGCUUGUGAUAUUUCUCAUAGUAGUAUUGGUUUAAAGCUACUGCAGUUUGCUUUGGACUUGAAAUUGCAGUGUCAGCUGUGCUGGCUUUAAGGUGGAACAUUUACAUGUUUAUCUGGCACGAGGAUGGAUGCAUGGAAGGAACGUUUUAGGUAUUUAUUAUUUAUGUUUUAGUCAAUGACUAAUUAGUAGGUGCUGCUUUUGCAGCUUGAAGAUUAUGUUAUCUUACUAACUAAAGCUGCCUUUAUUAAGAAAAGGCCUUCCCCCCCGCCCAUGCCUCUCAUCUCUCUUUCUUCCUUCCUGAUUUUGACAGUCAUGAAGCUGUAGUUUUAGGAAAGCUUGUAGCCAUUAUAGCUGGUUGGAAAGUUUCUGUCAAAGCACUGUCCCUGCUUUUCAGCUGGCUCUAGUGGUGAGUUUGUUUUUAAAUCAGUGUUGCCAACAGGUUUAUAUCAUAGAAACACAAUGUUAUUUCUCAUUCAGUAUUUUUUCUAAUACUCGUUUUUAUCGAACAUGCCAUCAUGAAGGUCAGACUUGCUGGGGGAGUCCAGUCCUCUCUGUGAGCUCUUGGGGCUUAGCUACACUGACCAAAUAGGGCUACCAUGGUUAAAGCCCUGUAGAUUGAAUGAAAAAAUAUCACAAUUGCUUAUGUGUUAGGCAAUAACUAAAAAGAUUUCAUUCAUUUUCCUAGUCUUUGGAUCAUUCCAGUUAAAUCUGCUGUUGAAUUCAUUAAAUCCAGUCUGUCAUGUGUGGGGAGGGAUGUGAGUGUGGGGGGGGGGUGUACAUGUGCAUGCACACACACAAAUAACCUGGUUUAUAAAUUUGAUACCUUUUUAAAUAUUAGGAAAGAACAUUUUUAAGGGUUUUGUUGGGAAGUUCACUAUUAAAUUUGUCAGGCCAAAGUUGGCAACAGUCCAGUCUCUCUUACAGUUAGAAUGGUAGCCACCAUUUUUAUCGCUUAAAAUGUAAGGUUCAAAUGACUUAGUUUUAGUUCCUGUUUUGCAAUUCAAAAAAGUCAAACUAUUGCUGAUAUAGCUAUAUACAUUUCUAUGCUUUAUCUAUAUAGAUUCUAUGUUAUGUUGUAAACAUCUCAAAAGAAAUAUUUUAUACCAUUUUAUUUUCUAAAUGGCAAAAAGAGCCUAUAAAUCUAAAUACCAUAGCCAGCUAGUAACACCAGUGCUGCUAUUAAAAUACUAGAUGGUAACAUGAAUAGGUCAAAUCCUGCAGUCCUUUCUCAGGAAAAACUUGUAUGAUUCUGAGUAAGGAUUUCAGUAUGAAACCCAGCAUAAGUAAAAAGCAGCAUAUGUUUAAAAGUAUCAGAGAAUGAACUUCUCUGUUUUCAGCAUCCUUGGAGAUGGGCAUCAAGUUUGGAUCCAGUGGACCAUUUCCUAUCAUAGCUACUAAUCUGAAGAUACAUAAUAUAUAUUGGACAAUAUGACUUAAUUGUUAUGUCUUGUAGUUAUGACAUUACAUUAUGGAAAGCAAGACUGUCUCCAUUAGGGAUCAGAACGUGCCCCAGAACUAUUGCUAAGAUAGCACCAUGCUUAGUGGCUUGUCUGGCUUGAAAAUAGCAGGCACCCAAUGUCUAUGAUGAACCUCUGUCUUUUUAGAAAAGAAUAACUCCACAGAUGUUACAUCCGGUAAAAAGGAGAAUUCAAAGCAGGGGCCCAGAGUUCAUAUGAAAUAAAAAAGUCAUAUAUGUUUCCAUUUGAGCAUGCCAGUAUUAUUUUCAGAGCAUGCUGGCUAGUGAGAUUUUAUGAACAAGACUCCAUUUGAAAGCCAGCUGUGACCAAAUGCCUUCUGUGGGAAAAGAGUAUAUUUCCAUUUGCACAUAUUUGCCCUCUAUGUGUAAUGCUGUACUCAUUUAAACUCCAUGCCCAUGCUGCUAGAUAGCCAUGUGAAACUUCUAAGAUCAACUGGCCUUAUUCGGGCAGAAAAGAAAUGUGGCAGAACAUAGGGUGUCUGCAUACAUUUUUUUAAAAGGAAUUAAAUCCAAAGUCAGUGAUAUGCAAACCUGUUUAUAUGGUAAUAUUAAGCCCUGGAGCUAACAGAAAUUAGCUGAAAUGACAGCUUAUUUUGUAGAUGUGAACAAAAUCUUUCUCUAUGUAGUCUGACUGGACAUGGAGUAAAGAUAUUUAUAUUUUAGGUUUCUGAUAUUUGAAGUUUUUUAGAAUUAAAAUUGUGUCUUCAUAGUUGUGCUGUGAAGGGCAAAGGGGAUGGAGUAUAUUAACAGUUCUUUCAUAGUGGCAAGUAUUUCAACAAGAACUAUACAUCUGUAUUGCUAUUGCUAGGCCUAAAAAUAUAGGAGUGCCAAUUAGUAUGUUAUAGAUUGACUUUCCUAGAUACAGGCUUUAAUGCAGAAUGUCUGGCAAAUGCGACUCCUUAAUGGCAUAUUAAUGGUGAACUUGCAGCACCUUCAAAAGGAUAAGCUCAUGAGUAUUCAACUUCCAUCCAUCUCUCAUAAAUCUUGUGGUUGGUACCAAAAAAGUCAAAAUCACUCUUGUUGAUUGUUAUAGGAAGCAGGACACUGAGUCAGACAAAGAACUGAGAAAAUCCAAAGCUGGUAUAAGGAGGUAAUAAAGGAUAAAAGAAAGGCUGAGUCGUUAGCUUGAGACAAAACUGUAUUUCUUUAUUGCAGCAAAGGGGAUGGUAGCUUCAUGUUCUCGUACACCCAAGCUCAGGAGCCUGAGGAUGCCAAAUCUCAGUUUUGACCUCCCAGCUUUUUAUUCUGUUUGGAAAGUAUUGACUAACUUCCUGUUGAUUUCAGAGGCACCGAAGCUAAAUCAUGCUCUGUCAUUUAGAGGGGAAAUAGAGAACUGCCAGCUUGGCUCCCUGACUUCCCUAAUGCUUCCUAAUUCCCUCUGCUUAGAAGCAACAGCGUGAAUAAAUUCUGUCUUUCCCAGAAUGCCCAAACUGCAAAUAAUUGAUCAAACUAAGCGGUGGCCUAAUGCCCCUGUUUUCUGUUGAGAAAGGAAGUGAUGUGCCCACCUCAUAAGACCAGAGUCCAUAACGCUCUUUGAAAAACUUGACUGUAAGUGAGAAGGGUUGCUUUUGAAAGUCUACUCAGUGCUAAAGGAUAUAAAAAAGGACCUUCUGAAGGUGCUGGCAAUUGGACUAUCUUCUCCCAUGCUCAGAUAUGUGGGUGUUCAGCAUGUUCAGUAAUAGAUUAGUGUAGUUUAUCAACAAAAAAGGCAACCUAUCCAAAAAUGGUUUGCAGUGGCUCCUUGUUCUUAUUUGGCACUGGAAAGCCAACAUUGGAAAGAAUACUUCUAUCUCAGCCAUGCUACACAAUGAUCCCUCCACAGUGGGGGAGAGUAGGUCUCAUGCCUGCUUCUAGCCAGAAAGGAGCUACACUGCAGUGAUGGGGUGGGGGAGCAAUGUGUUAUUUCCACACUGGAAGGAAGGCCUGUGGGCCAUCACAGUGGAUGGAGAGAGCAAUGGGUGGAGAGAACAACGUAGGAGAAACUCUGCAAAGGGUCUUCUCCCCUUUAGGUCACACUUGCAGGUUUUGUUAAAACACAGCCCUUUUUUCUUUGUAUGGUAGGGCAGUCCGAAACAUCUCUUUGCUGUAGCAUAUUCAAAGUAAAUAAUAAUUAGGUUGCAUAACAGUCUCUUGGAAGGUGCAGAGUACAAAGGCUAUGUGAUUAGGGAGUCUUGAAUGGUUAAUUGCACACUUACACCCUGUUGUAGACAUUCAGCACAACAGGUCUGAGUUCCCUCUGACAUCGCUUUCCGCUAGUUCAGCUUCCUUGAUGUCAGCAGACUCCUGUUUCAGAACUGGCGCAAAUGAGAGGGUCAUCAGGCCCAAAGCCAUUGGGGCGAAGGCAAAAAGCAGUGAUAUUGCAUGUUAUCUGACCCAAGGGCCAGGGUAGCAUUUAGGCUGUUUUCAGUUACCUAUGGUGGGUUUUUUUCUAGUGAUGAAUUAUGAUUCUCUAAUUCUGCAGGGUGCCCCCCUUCUUUUUCUCUUUUAUGCUAAUAGUAGUAUAUGGAUCACUCUUUGCUGUUUGCUUCUGCCUCAGUUACCUUCUUUUGCCCAUGGGUGCUACCACAGCUGCUACCUCACUUUAUCUGCAAACACGUUUACCUGCCAACAACAACAACAACAAAGGUACCAGAAAUCUCCUUGAGCUGAAUGUACAGUCUAUGCAAAUUCUCUCUGUUUUGUUAAAACUCAUAAGUAUUACUUGUUACCUUGCCAAAUAAACAGCAAGAUACUGUACAGGUGCCUCUGAUAACAGAGUAACAUUUUUAGGCGCGGUUCAUUGCGCUGCAGUUGUAUAUUGUAAUGACUGACUUGUCUUUGGAUCUGUUGUAAUUAAUACUCUUGAAUGAGAAGAUAGUAAUCUCUCGUGUUCAAGGAGCACCUUCAGUUUGCUGGGAAUGUUGUGGAGGAAGAUGGCGACUGCGUUUUACUCUAUUUUUCAUGUUUGUUUUAAGAAGACGACACAGGCCUAGCGAUCAAAAAAGGUAUUGUUUCAGAUUUUUCCAGUGUGUUACCCCAUAAAAAAGCCUUACUUUCAUCCUUUCUUUCAAUGUGGCCUUAAACAGUAUUAGAAAGUUAGAUGCUACAUGUGCGUGCGUCUCUCUCUCUGUUUGCUGUAAGUGGAAUAAAAGGCACCUUGAAAUUUCUGUUACAACUCUGAGCUGUGUAGCUGUCAGCUUAUGCUUCACAAAUAAAAUUGAAAUUGCUUACAAAUGCAGUCUUUAAGGGGAAAAGAUGACCUUGCCUUUGGGGAAAAGGAAGGCUUGAGCUCUCUUCUAACCUGAGCAAAUAAUGCAAGUUCUCUUCUGCAACUUACUUCUGGUGAAGACAGUUGACUUAAUUACUUACAGGUACGACUUCCCUGUGUAAUGAUUUUCUGUUUGUCUGCAAGGAUAGAUUCUGGCCUUGGUUAUGCCAAUCUGGAGUCACUCCUCUUAUUCCAAUGGGACUUCAGAGUAGUUCCUCCCAGAUUUACAUUGCUGUAGCAGAGAUGAGAAUCUGCUCUGGAAUCUUUCUGCACUUCACUAGAAGUUAAAUAAGAACUGUUGAGAUUCAGGCCAGAUUUUAAAAGGUAUUUAAGCACCAGGUUAUUAGGAUCUUCAAUGCCUUUAAAAACCUGCCCCUUAGAGCUUGAUCCAAAGCCCACUGAAGUGCAUAAAAACUGUCUUCAGUGGACUUCUGAUCUGUGCUAUGCACAUUUUUCUUUGCUCUUCUUGCAUCUUUGGCAAUGGGAACUAUAGCAAUUCAAUAGAGCCAAUAUUCCCGGCAGGCUGGCAGUGCUUUUGAGGAACCUAUGUUCUAUCUUGUUUCUCUGUCCUGAGGCUGCUACAACCCAAAGACAAUUGAAAAGGGUUUACAUAGAAAAAAUGGUUUGUGACACAAAAAUAGUUUAAUUUGAGUUAAUGAAAUUAUCUCUCUAACCUUGUUUUUAUGUUUGUGUUGAGUUGAUUGGAUUUUUGUAUUGGUUAACCCACUCCAUAAUAAGUUAUUCCUGUUCCCUCAUUUUCAGAGACUGGCGGUAAUAUAGUUUUAAGAAAUAACUAUUUUGUUAUAGAUCAUAAUAUGCAUAAAACUGUACAGAAAUAUUUUGUAAGCUAUUGAUUAAGGAAUAAAAACAUGUAUAUACAGUAAAGUUUUAAAAAAUUGGGAAUUCAAAUGGCACACACUGAAAGAUGUAGAUAUUUUGCUAUUUAUUUAAAGGAGUAUUUUAUGAGGUAUUAAAAUGUCUUAAAUUGACUGGUAAUCACAGUUCAAAAGUCAGAAUGCUUUUCUUGUAGUAGAAUGUGAUUUUCAGCAAUUAUUGCACUACCCAUUUUUGCACCCUUUUUGUCUUUCAUUUAGCAGAAAAACAAUGUGCCUUAGCUGUAUUCCUUGUCUAUGGGAGUUUGGGUUUUUGUCUGAAAAAGCAAAUUUUUUUGCAGAACAAGAAAUGGAUGUAUUGAAUACUGUAUUAUACCAAAAACGCUGCGGUUGUAUAUACAUGCUUUCUGUCCUACUGUGUUUUCAGAUGCAGAAUUUUAAAAUUAAAAAAAAAGUCUGUCUUUAGUAA
Messenger RNA from Gavialis gangeticus (Gharial), 9186 nucleotides. It is a transcript of the gene XYLT1, whose product is annotated as xylosyltransferase 1. Gene Ontology annotation, biological process: chondroitin sulfate proteoglycan biosynthetic process; heparan sulfate proteoglycan biosynthetic process. Gene Ontology annotation, cellular component: membrane. Bases 1 to 2571 code for a protein of 856 amino acids. The record is from RefSeq and is a predicted model, not a curated record. Gene Ontology annotation, molecular function: protein xylosyltransferase activity. The transcript has 13 exons. Lineage: Eukaryota; Metazoa; Chordata; Crocodylia; Gavialidae.